UACAUUUUGCACUUUUCCUUUAAGUGGUGGAAGGUGUUUUUCCUGCUGGUGCUGCUGCUGCUGCUGUUUCUGGUCAAGACGGAGAUUCAUUCUGACGGCAGUCAUCUCCCGUUCGUUCGACCGUGUAUAAGCCGUAUCAUAGAUCCCACUCUCUCCGGACCACCGAUAAUUUGUUACGAGUGAAAAAGCGUAGGAAAAUUAUUAAAAGAAAAGGCCGCGAAAGGUAGUACGAGGUUGUGCGUGUUGCGGGUUCAUCUUCAAAGUAACCCGUUUUUGCCUGGUAAUAAUUAACAUUUGCCGACCGUGGCGAGGAUUAGCUUUCCUAGCCAAGAAUCGAGUGAAGAGCGGUAAACGCGGAAUAUCGGCGGAAAAAGUGAAAAUACCUCAGCUGAAAAUAAUUCGUGAUUGCUGUUCUAUUUUAAUUAAAACCAGUGAAAUAAGCACAAUUGUCCGAGGUGCUCGCUGUGAGUGAAGUUACUUCCGUUGCGCACAAACACCACCAUUUUCAAUCUUAGGAUCGGAGGCAGGCAGACAGGCGAGCAGUGACAGAAAACAAUUUAAGACUCAAAACUGCCAAACAAGGCGCAAUACAAAACGGACUAGGGAAGUCAUUCGAGUCGGUGCACACAAAGGAAUGAAAGUACGUAUUUAGAAGACGAGUCAGUCCCACGUGAAAGAUGGAGCAAUUUGAACAACUUUUAACGUGUUGCGUGUGUCUGGACAGAUACCGCAAUCCGAAGCUACUGCCAUGUCAGCACUCAUUUUGCAUGGAACCGUGCAUGGACGGGCUGAUCGACUACGUCAAACGACAGGUAAAAUGCCCCGAAUGUCGCGCGGAACACCGCAUCCCCUACCAGGGAGUGCAGGGCUUUCCGACCAACGUGACGCUGCAACGGUUCCUAGAGCUACACAUCGAAAUUACUGGCGAACUACCAGAUCCCACCUCCGGUCAAGUGAUGGAACGCUGCAACGUUUGCUCUGAGAAAGCCUACUGCACUCAGUGCGUGCACUGCGACAAGAAGAUCUGUCCGGACUGCAAAAGUGCCCACAUGGACAUUCUACGGCGGGAGAUCAAUCGUAUAAAUAAUCAGAUCCGACGCGGUCUUCACCGUCUGAAGGAAGUUCUCGCGGUGGUCGAGAAAAAUGCCCAAAAUCUACAGAACAAUUGCGGCAGUGUAUCGGAGGAAAUCGACGAGAUCUACCGUCGACUCCAGAAGUCACUCAAAGACCGGACAGAUCAUCUGCGUGGUGAGAUGGACAAGUAUCUGUCGACGGAGCUGAAGAACGUUGUAACGAUGAGGGAAAAUUUGGAACUGGAAAUUGCCAACAUUCAGAGCAACUCUGAUUUGGCCGAAAAGUACAUGAACGAGGGCUCGGUUGAGUGGGAUGACUGUGAGCUGAUGGACACGAAGGAAAUCUUCCUACGAACGGUUGACUUCAUCAGGAAUUUCGACUGCGAAACAAUGGAUUACAGCCGAAAGGUUCGAUUUAUCAUGAAUAUCGACCCGAACAAGCUGAUCAUGGAAGUGUCGUCGUACGGGGAUUUGAAGCUGCCAUCGGAUUCCGUCGGUACAAGUCAAAGUCAGAGCAUGUUGCUGCAACCACCUUCAGGGCCGGGAUUGAUGCGAUCGAAGAGCGAUCACCGGUUGGCGGCUCAAUUUCGUCAACAGGAAGCCCAAGGAUGGAAUGCGGAUGAGGAACCGUUGCUAGGAGGACGUCGCUUCGGAGAGAGGCCGAUUAAACCACCACCGGAGAAAGAGAAGUACGGAAAUGAGUCUCGGUAUGGUCGUGGAAACGAUUAUGACUAUGACGAUGAACCCGCUAGCAGGUCCACGAAGGGCCGUUUCCGGUCUCGGUUCGCCCGCAGCCACCAGAUGGACAAUGACUCGGACAAUGAGUCGAAACAGGUGCGCUUCAACGAAAAGGAAGAGAAAACCAACAAGGUAUCCAGCACCGAGGAUGUCGCCAAGGGCCCGUUGAGUGGAAUCUUCAGACUGAUGGAUUCACCACGGGUAAUGAAACGACUUCAGGAUACGGAAAAAGGUAAAACCAAGAAAGCUUCUCCCGUGACGACCCCAACGUUGCCGAAGCCUUCACCACUCGCUGCAAUUAAACCGAAGGUCACGACAGCCAGACAACUAUCCGAAGAUGAUGAGAUCGCCAAGAUCAAGCGACAGAACAAGGGAGCUUCUACGAGUGCUACGACGAACGCGGCGGCCACGCCAACUUCCCCGGUAGCGACGGAGCCCGAGCGUCCUGCUGCCGACCGAGUUUCCGCCCUGAAAGGACGGGUAACUGCGGCGUCAGCAGGAGCGGCUAGUGACGAUAGUGACAGUUCUCCGAGUUCGCCGGUUCGGCGUUCGUCUCCGCAUGUCGAGGCCGAUAGCGACCAGGACGAAACGGAACGCACUAGUCGCUCCCGUCAGUCUUCUACGGUAAAGUCGGGAACCCCGGGCCCUCAAUCGAAAAAACCUGCCCGUUCGGAAAGUAGCGAGUCCAGUUCGUCGUCCGGCGAAUCUUCCAGUGCAUCGCCGGCUCCAUCGUCGCCAGUUCGCACUGAGGAACCACCAAAGCCGAAAGCUUCGAUUCUGAAAAACUCCGAACCCGCACGGAACACUGCAUCACCGACCUCGACCGCGACCACCGAGAGAAAACCGUUCCAGAGUCGGUUCCUGCCGCAGACACAGCCCGCACCGCCACCGUCGGCUAAGAAGGAAGAAUCCGAAAGCAGCAGUGAAGAAGAAACUUCAUCGGAAGAAGAAUCAGAUGAAGAGGAAGAGGAAGAACCGGUGAAACCGGCACCCAAACCAACUCCAACCGUAACUUCUCCCUCGAUUCGUUCGGAAACACCUAAUUCUCCGUUGUUCAGUCGAAUUCAAGCUCGUGAAGCGGCCGCACUCGAUUCCAAGCGGAACUCACGUGAAGAACCACGAUCCAGCGGCUACUCAAGCCCCACAAAUUAUCGUAGCAAUUACGACCGGGAUGAAAGUCCCAAAUACGGAAGCUCAACAUCGUCUGCGCUCCGUUCGCGAACCACUGCCCACGUGGAACCAGAGGAGAGCAAAUUUGGCAGCUCCGGAUAUACGAGCCGGUUCCUGAACAAAAGCAAAAGUACGGCCGUGGUUGCUCCCGAAGACGACGCCACGGGAGAUGACUCCGACAGUCGGAGCAACCGCAGCCGCUUUACUGCCCUGCAGGAUCGUCGCAAUCGGUUAGCACGAAGCCGCUCAUCGCACAACUUCGGAAACGAUGACGAAGAUGACGAACCGGUCUCACCGACGACAUCCUCACCAUCAGCAUAUCUGGCUUCUAGAUAUGGAGCAUCAUCCUCUCUCGCAUCCCAACCGGCCGAUCUGUCACGUAGUCGCUCGACGCAUGCGUUAAAAUCACGCGAACCUUCACCGGAUCGUAGCACCGGUAGCGAUAAAGAUGGAGCUGCCCUCAGUUCCUGGGCCCGCUACCUCAAGAACAAAUACGGCAACCGUUCCGCCAAGGAUAGUAAGGAAACGCCAUCGUCCUCGCUAUCCAACGCCUCCUCAUCGCUGGCCACCCCGUCGACAUCGUCUGCAUCGUCGUCAGCCGCUGCACGAAGAUUGAGCCUAGGUUUGCCCCUGCGCCAAACAGACAUCCUCAGCUCCGACGACGAUUCAAAAAACGGGGUAGGCUCCCCUACCUCUCCUACGGCGGCAGUAGUCGGUAUACCAGGGGCAGCAGGUAUGUCCCCUAGGACGCAGUACCUGCAGAAGCGCCGACAACUGUUCCAGAUAGGAGGUCGGGGGAGCGAACCAGGUUCCUUCACGUGGCCCCGCGGCAUUGCCGUGGGCCCCGACAAUAGCAUCGUGGUCGCGGAUUCGUCCAACCAUCGCGUCCAGGUGUUCGACUCGAAUGGCAUCUUCGUCAAGGAGUUCGGCCAGUACGGCAACGGGAACGGAGAGUUCGAUUGUCUGGCCGGCGUGGCCGUCAACCGGAUCGGACAGUUCAUCAUUGCCGACAGAUACAACCACCGCAUUCAGGUACUGGAUCCAGCCGGUCGCUUCCUGCGCUCGUUUGGCACCCAGGGCACAGCGGACGGGAAAUUCAACUACCCGUGGGGUAUCACAACCGAUGCGUUAGGAUUCAUUUACGUGUGCGACAAGGAAAAUCACCGCAUACAGGUAUUCCAAUCGGAUGGUACCUUCAUCGGCAAGUUCGGCUCGUGCGGCAAGGACGAAGGUCAACUCGAACAUCCACAUUACAUCGCAGUGUCCAACACGAACCGUGUUGUUGUUUCCGAUUCGAACAACCAUCGCAUUCAGAUCUUUGACGUCAACGGUCGCGUGGUGACCACAUUCGGUGGCGAAGGCUCCGACGAGGGUCAAUUCAAAUUUCCGAGAGGCGUCGCAGUUGACGACCAGGGCUACAUAUGUGUAGCCGAUUCGGGUAACAAUCGGAUCCAGAUUUUCCACCCGGACGGCAGUUUCCUGCGGGCCUUCGGUUCCUGGGGUUCCGGCGAUGCCGAAUUCAAGGGACUGGAAGGAGUGGCCAUCAUGUCCAACGGGAAUAUCCUUGUGUGUGAUCGGGAAAAUCACCGGGUGCAGGUGUUCUAGGCUACUGGAGAUUGAUAGUGUUUUCCUCCGGAUGCGGAUGGCAAUUGUUCGCGACAAGGAAGAAAUAUGAAACAAUCUGUUACCAUAUCAUUUACCCACUCUAGUUGUUUUUUUUUUUCAAUGAUAAUUUUUCUCUAACAUAGCGAAACUCAACUUCGGAAAAUCAGAAAAAUCAAUUUAAAGCAUCAGUUGUUCGACGCUAUUCUGUGCUUCGCUUCGUCGAUUCUUUUCUCAAUCGCCAUGAUUGUAGCUAUCGGUUUCAGAUUGCAUCCCUUCGAGCCAUAAGGCUCCUUUUUCUAACUCAUCCAGGGAAAGUCGCUUUGCUGGUAAAUGUUACACACUAGAAAUAGACUUCCGCGCGUGCUUUUCUUGGCUACUUCUUGUGAUUGCAGUUUUGAGUAGUUUUUUUUUUUUCGAGAAUUUAGUGCUAAUUGAUAAUGAAUCCCCUCCGGGCUGCGAAACGUAUUUAUGGUAGCAUAUGAAAAAGUACAUUAAUGAGUAGAGAACACAGAACCACCCUUUACCGAAAUAGUAGAAUACUAGAAUAUGAUAAAGAUUUUUGGAUUUACUCGUGUUUGAACAGCUGAAAA
Messenger RNA from Malaya genurostris, 5176 nucleotides. It is a transcript of the gene tn, whose product is annotated as RING finger protein nhl-1. NCBI's taxonomy places the organism in Eukaryota, Metazoa, Arthropoda, Insecta, Diptera, Culicidae. The record is from RefSeq and is a predicted model, not a curated record. The transcript is spliced from 13 exons. Bases 678 to 4586 code for a protein of 1302 amino acids. Gene Ontology annotation, biological process: negative regulation of translation; proteasome-mediated ubiquitin-dependent protein catabolic process; protein polyubiquitination. Gene Ontology annotation, molecular function: ubiquitin protein ligase activity; translation repressor activity; protein binding.